Molecule: messenger RNA, 7286 nt
Organism: Ooceraea biroi (clonal raider ant)
Lineage: Eukaryota; Metazoa; Arthropoda; Insecta; Hymenoptera; Formicidae
Gene: 5-HT7
Product: 5-hydroxytryptamine receptor 7
Biological process (GO): adenylate cyclase-activating adrenergic receptor signaling pathway; positive regulation of MAPK cascade
Cellular component (GO): plasma membrane
Molecular function (GO): G protein-coupled acetylcholine receptor activity
Source: RefSeq, a predicted model, not a curated record
GCACGACGAACGUUCAGCUGGUUUGGUUGCGUUGCGUCGCGACGCUCCGCGGAGUCGCGAGUGCGCCCUACGUUUCCAUUCUUUCUUUCUCUCUCGCGCGUCUCCUUCUCUUCCCCGCGCGCACUUGCCACCGGUUUCCCGGCUGAACGCGUUCAUCAUUCCACCCCCGACCAAGCGAGAACCCCCGCCACCCCCGUCGACAGAAAACUCGAAGCAACAGGACGCGAUUGCGCCAAACGAGAGCUGAAAGUCCCCGUGCAAUUUCGGUUGCACAAGCGGGAGCGACAUGGGACUUUUGUCCGACAGGAAAUUAACCGAUCGCCGAGAGAGAACGCCGCGCGAGUAAAUCGUACCGAUUUCCGGGGAGAGAAGGGUGCGCGAGUACGACUAUCGCAACAGAAAGUGCAAAAAGGCGCGAAAAACGGAAGAGGAUCGCGCGUACUGAGACGAUCCGCGAUCGAUCUUCGCCACGCGCGUGUCCGCGCGUUUGCGCGUGUGCGAUCGAUCGGUAAUCGAUCUCGAUCGCGGUCGCUGCGUCAAGACGCGGAAGUUGUUUUUAAUUCGUCACGAGAAGCUGAAGAGAGGAUAAGAGAGCAAGCAAGCGGUCAAGGGAACGAGAAAAGGAGGAACAGGAGGAAGAAUAGGAGCAAGUUGAUGGACUCGAUAGUGCUGUGAAACCAUCCGGUGAUGCGUAAUCGAACAACUUCCCAAACGGAGGCUGCCGCUACUGUUACUACCCUCGGCGUCGUUCCCGCGGACGAGCUGGUACGGAGAUCGUCGAUCGAUUUCUACGGGCGAAGGGGUGGCGAGCGCGGAUCCCGGCUUCCUCGGCCUGCCGGGACAAUCGCAUGCUUAAGCCAAUACUGGGCCAUCACGAAGCCGUUGCAAUACGGGGUGAAGAGGACACCGCGCCGGAUGGUCAUCUACGUCAGCUUUGUUUGGUUAGGAGCGGCCUGCAUUAGCCUGCCACCCCUGCUGAUAAUAGGAAACGAGCACACCGACUCCGAAACCGGGCCCUCGCACUGCUCCGUCUGCCAGAACUUUUUCUACCAAAUCUACGCGACUCUCGGCAGCUUCUACAUACCGCUGAUCGUUAUGAUUCAGGUGUACUACAAAAUAUUCUGCGCUGCGCGCAAGAUCGUGCUGGAGGAGAUACGAGCGCAACUUCACCUGGAGGUGCACUGCCAUCUCGACAUGGAGCCGCCGGCCGCGCAGCAUCCGGCCGCGCCCGCAGCAAAUCGUCAAUUAAAUUCCUCCGAUCUGCAGACGAGCCAGGGCAGCCCGCCGGUGAAGCAGCACAGAAGUUCCAGCGCGUCCACCACGUUUGAAUGUACCGUACUGAAUAAAGGAAAAGUUACGAGCGCUUUGUCGGAUGGAGUUCAGAGAGACGAAAGAAAUUUUCUCUUGGAAACCUUUCAGCACGGAACGCGGAUCAGAUCAAAGGUACGCGCCGACACGCCGGAUAAUUUGACAGUGUGCAGCAGCCACGCAGUCCGGUGUUUCGCUGGUGGACCUCGCAGGAGCAACGAGUCGCAGUGCCCGAUGCUGCAGAGAAUAGAGAAGCCCGUGUUGUCGACGGCGACGACACCGUCAAUGACGUCGUCGACGAUGAAACACACGACGACAACGCUCGUGCGCAACCACUUGAACAGCACGUGCAGUGUCACCAACUCGCCGCACCAGAAGAAGCUACGCUUCCACUUGGCGAAGGAGCGGAAGGCCAGCACGACUCUCGGCAUCAUCAUGGGUGCAUUCGUCAGUUGCUGGCUGCCGUUCUUCGUGCUGGCGCUGGUCAGGCCGUUCCUAAACGACCCGGACGCUAUCCCAGAUUUCUUGUCGGGUCUAUUCCUCUGGCUUGGCUACUGCAACAGCCUGCUGAACCCGAUCAUCUACGCGAUUCUCAACAAGGACUUCCGCAAGCCGUUUCGUGAGAUACUGUUCUUCCGCUGCGGCAACCUCAACCACAUGAUGCGCGAGGAGUUCUACCAGAGUCAGUACGGCGAUCCGGUUAACAACUACGAGAUCAAAGCUGGCGCCGGCGGCGGCUACGGCGGCGCGGAAAGUGGCGAGAGCGCGGAACACUACGACGAUAAUAAUCAGGGCGUCGUCGAAUCGGUUGACAUCGCCAACACGCCGAACGAGAGCUUCCUAUGAUCCGCGGAGCGUGCCUCGAUCAUCGAGGACCGUAAUAUUCGACGGAGGCAGCCGUCAUGCUGCAUCGAACCGCUCCACGUCGCCGUCGGUCUUGCCAGCUCGCCCAACGAGAUUCUUUUGUGAUCGAUCGCGAUCAACGAGGAUCGCGACGGUGAUUCCGCGUCACGUCGCCCCGACGUCGGGCCGACAACAGGACGAUUUUUAUCCCGCGACCGUGCGAUGAGCUAUGCGUCGCCUCUCUUUGUCUCUCGGGAGGUCCUCCUGUGAUCCGAUCAAUGGAAUUGGACCAUAAGUGAUCUCAGCGCCGACCAAAGAGACCAAUCGAGAGACAGUUGUCAGUCGCGCCGAGAUAAAUUCGAGACGCGCGUAAGGACUCACAAGUUGAAUAGGGAACAUGCGGAAAGAGCGAUUUUCGCUCGCGAAUAAUUUACCUUCCCAAUCCUGUCGGUGAGAACUUGAAUCGAUCGACUCGGCUUCAUUCGCCUUGGGGGAUGAUUGAAGAGCUUAUUUCUAAAUCUGAAACCCAUAUUUUUGAAAAGAGAUUCGUACGUGUGGGAAACGUACCCGUAGAGAGCUCGUAAUGAGCAAACACACGGUACUCGUGUAAAAGAAAGAAGGAUCUGAUGACUCAGAAAUAAGCUGUUCAGUUAGAAUACGAGAGUGCGCGAAAAUCGUCAUCGUCGAGACCAUUUUAAACGACCUAUAAAAUUGUACUUAUGAUUUUACACGUGGUGUACUCUCUGAUGUGCGUGUGUACACUUUGUUGUGUACUUUAUUCCGUGUACAUGUGUAUUCUGGUUUGUGAAAUAUGUUUUGUAUUACACAUGAUUUUUGCAAUAAUCUUUAUAUGUGAUUUUCUGAACAAGAUUACGGAAAGUCUCAAGAUACACGAGAUUGACUCGAGAGAAAAAUGACAGACACGUAACGAAACAAAGUCCUUCGUUCUACGAUUUCUUGACCCGUAAGUAAUUACGACGUAACGUGCAGCUGUUCGACAGAAUCGUCGAAAUCCGCUGUUCUCACAUCAGCGGGUGGAGGAAAAAAGGUCAUUAACGUCAGGCAAACGUGAGCUCUGCAAGUAAAUAACGCGCAAUAAAUCGCAAGAAUUAAUUGCCGCGCGAAUCGUUGCUACAUCUCGAAAAAGAACCCGUUGUGCGAUCGGAAUUGUCGAGAAGAGUGCGUUCUCUCUCUUUCACUUUCCUGUUCUCUCUAACAGAGCGAUAAAGAUUUAUGACCCGAAAAUCGCGGCCACACAGUAUAACGGUUAUGCGAAUCGUCAGCUAUAAAAGAUAUCACAUAAAUUUCAGCGACAAACAUAUUGAUGUCAGCUGUCGAUGGGAAUUCUAUUUGUAUUGCACGCGUCCCGAUUAUUUAUUAGUUUAUUUACUCCGAGCGGAACAACUAGACAAAUUCUUCAAGUAAAAAUGAUGGGAAGAUUAUAAUUGCGAGUUGCAACAUGAGCUUUCUAUUCGAUCUCAUUUUGUUCUUCUAUCCAAGUACAUUGAAAAUGCUAUACGGGUGUAUAUAGCAUUUGCGGGUACUUUGUGUUUAUUGAAAAACACUGGAUCAGCUAACUUAAGAGUAAAAACCAUCAAUUAAUUACGAGAUGUAAUAAACGAUCGAGAAGGUAUACGUGCGUAAAACAACCCUCGAAGCAAAGGUAACAGACAAUCCUAUAAACGCAGAGGUGGAGGAGUUGAUUGACUCGUAUAAACAUUGCACAAGUUGGACAAACGAUCACGCAAACAAUCGCAUCGCGCGAGACAAUCAGAUGAGAAGGAAGACCGAAACGUGUCCCGGCAACUCUGAUUUUAUUCUCUAUGGAGACGCCAACGAAACUACGACGACGACCACGAGGGUAGCGAGAUUGAAUUUUCUACAUUGUCAUCGUUGCUGGCGUCGAUAACCGAUGCUUCGGACUUCGGUCAGAGUGGGACGAGAAAAAGAAAAGAUACAGGGAGAGUUUGCGAGCGGUGUACAUUCGUCACGGCGCUGUCCGCUGGCGAAAUAAAAGCUCCACGAGGAAAGUUGCAUUAAAACUCGCGGAAGAGCGAGUCCUCCCGAGGAAGUCCGCGAGGAUUGUUUGCGGCAAUCAAUUUAUCCGUUGGCUCAGAAAAUGCAGCAAUCGGUUACUCUAUUGGCUUACCAUACCGAGCUACACUAGCGGCUCCGCAAGUCCACACAAAGCCGCUAAUGCACUUCGAUUCCUUUGUGGCGGUCUGAUUUCGUUAAGCGGAAACGUAUCUUUCGGCAUUUUACGGCAGGGAGUUAAGCGAGAACGCGCAGCGACAACAAUCACGAAUCGCUGCCGAGAAAGCGGCACGUAGAGGAACGAGGUCGCAUUUUCUCAGCGUUCCCUCGAUACCUCGAAACGUAUCCAGCAAAAGCAAUAACCGGUAAAGCGAUCAGACCGACGGAACACAAUUGCGUGCUGUACGCUACCGAAAUGUUCCUCUAGAAUGGUCUCUAUAGUCUAUCCCCGGAGGGAUAGACGCGAUCGAUAAGUUCACGAUGCGCAAUUAAUUUCAUGCCAAUCAAGGAGGCACGAGUCGAUGUCUAAUCUCAAAAUAGAUUCUGCAACCCGCACGUUUCAUUCACGCGUUCUCCUUGAGCACUCGGAAACGAAAGUUAACAAGCUCACGGCCGUUGAUGCGAAAAAUGAGAAAAUGGGCUCUCCAUUCCUAUCCACGUUCCGAACAAUCGACUACUUCGCAAGUUCGGAAAGUCCAUCGCGCCGCGCAAUAUGUUUACCCUAUUUCGGUGGCUACAGCCGAUUCCACGCGUGGUGGUUGGCCGAGAGGGUGAGGCCGCGGGAGUGGCGGAUUCCUUUGAAAACAUUGAUCCAAGUUAUGCGGAGCGACAAGGUGCCGAAGCGAAUGCUCGGGAUGCAUUUAAGCGGAAUACGGGGUAACUCCCGCUGAAGCAUGCACCGUAACAAACGCGCGAGUACGCGAGCGGGCGGAUAGCGCGCAGAUGGCUGGCGAGGCUGUCUCGCGUGUGAGCAAGAGACGGCAACAAUGAAAUUUGCAAGACAUUAGGAGCAGUUAGAGCUAGUUUGAUUUUGAUUGAGGUCGAAUCAAGUCCUGAAAUCUCCGACGCAAAAUCUCAGGUCGAACGUCUCGCGCUCGGCUCGCGCUCAGCUCGAACGAGCGCGCGCGAAUCAGUCGGCUCACGAUAAAUUCGAGACUCGCGUAAUCACGACCGUGCGGCACGCGAGUGGUUUCGUGAUAAUCGGCCUGCAUGAUCGCCGGGAUAAGCCAAGGCCAAUAUCGAAAUUGCACACGGGCAAUUCCGAGGGAAGGAACGAAGGAUGGUUUCGCGGAGGGCAGGUCACUAUCAAAAUUCGAUCGGUCAAUCGAUCGGGUAUCUUUCGCGACGAGUCUAUCAAAGCAGAGUCUUUCCUGAUGCUCUCAUUUUCGGAUCCCUGUCAAGAGGAUCGAACUCAUCAUUUUGGUCGAUAUUGAUAAUCGUGGUGCGUUAAAUCCACCGAAUCAUCUCAAGAAGUUCUGAGUUUGUUUGCUUUAAGACGUGAUCUGUCAAAUUUCUAAUCUAUGAACGUGUCGUUAUAUUUAGACUCGUUUAGGAAAUGGGAAACUCGAACAAUCUUCCUACGAGACCUACGAAGAAAGAAAAAGUACCUAAAUUGACUCGCAAAACUAAUCGAGUGUUUUGAAAAUUGCAAAAUGUUACUUUGUGAAAAGAUUUUGUGGGAUUUUCAAAAUAUCCGAUCAAUUUCGUGAGUAAUUGUAUACAACGCGUCUGUACGCUCUCUCUCUACACACAGCAAUGUUCCGCCGUACGUAAAAUAUAAGUAUAAAUAAUAUAGAUAUAUCGUAACAUAUAUAUACUUUUGGUGCUAAAGCAAAUCUUUCCAACUAACGGCAAUAGAUAUACGUAAUGAGAUAACUUUAAUCACGUAUAAACCAUGUUCCGAGCGUGAUACGUACGUACUAUACAUUCCAUUGCUCAUAAUCCAGCGUCAUUUCCAAUCACGUGAGAGGAAUUUAUCACUAGCUAGACAAUCCUAAAUGUUUGUUAAACGAACUAUUUGUAUGUAACGUAAAUCAAAAGUGUAUUAAAGGAACAAAAUAUUGAGGAGAUUGAGAUAUAGGAUUAUCAUAAUUUCGGAGAAUUGUCGGUGGAACUCUUAAUUCUUUUUGCAUUUCAAAUCAAAGCUAUUAGUUUUAAUUAUAUUAAAUAUUUAAUUGUACAAUUUAUACGAAUUCUGAUUAAGUACGAUUCUAUGUUUAAAUUAUUCAUAUACUUUAAUUGUAGAAUCAGUAUUUUAAUUAGAAUUAAUUCGCGGUACGAAUGUAACAUUCGUAUUAAAAUUGACACCAAAAUGCGGUUUGAAAAAAGGAACAGAAACAAUACACCGCUAAAGCGCUGAAUCACUUUUUCAGCACUACAAUAGCGAGCAAUUUAUACCAAUCGCGCGUUAAUUAGCACAGACGCAAAUAAAUCUUCAUACAAUAACGUGCUUUUGUUGCUUGUUGGUCGCUUUGUUUUCAGGCGACAGAAUCGAAAAGAACAGCGCGGAAAAGCGCAGCGCGGCGAGACUAUAUCGCGCGAAAGGGGUUAAUGCGAUUAAGGGAUCGACCGACAAAAAAGAAGAAAAGAGAAAAAAGUCCGUAUACGUGCAUGCGAGAUGCGCACGAGUUGGUAUCACCGGGAGAAUUUAUUUGUUCACUGAGAAAUGUUCGAUGUACAUAAUUCAUCACGUUGUAGCGCCGUCAUCGUCAAGAAAACAUGUGUGUACAAUCAUCGCGAAUGUCACGAGAUUUCACGAGAGAGAAGUGCGAGGUAAAUAACGACGCACGAGACGUUUCCUCCGUGAAAACUCGUUACGCGAAUAGUGUCACAGUAUAUAUAUAUAUAUAUAUAUAUAUACACACAUACAUACACAUAUAUAUAUAUGUAUGUAUAUUUAUAUGUAUAUAGAUAUAUAUAUAUACAUAUAUAUGAAAGCGGCAAUCUCACACAAAGAUAUAUACAUCAUCGAUGUCGUCAUCUAGCCAAUAUGAUGUUUUAGGGGUAAAUGUGUAAGCGCGUUAACACGUUGAACGCAAGAACGAGUGUUAAAAGAUCGUUUUGUGAACUUUGCUCAUGACGGUAAUUCACAAUAACAAAAA